This is a messenger RNA of Trichoplusia ni (cabbage looper), 2052 nucleotides long. RefSeq names its product pro-resilin-like. The record is from RefSeq and is a predicted model, not a curated record. The transcript is spliced from 7 exons. Gene Ontology annotation, cellular component: extracellular matrix. Bases 587 to 1453 code for a protein of 288 amino acids. Lineage: Eukaryota; Metazoa; Arthropoda; Insecta; Lepidoptera; Noctuidae.
AAGUUUUGCUAUACGAUUACUUUUAUAUGCAUAACUUUUGGAUGAUUUUAUCAAUAUAAAAAAAAACCUUUUAUAGUAGAUGCCUCUAUCACAACCCAUUACAAUUAACAUAACCUCUAAUUCAAAAAAGUUUAUACUUUUUAAAUUUUAUUUGUAAAGCAAAGGUCGCAAGGUACAAAAUAAACAAUCCUUGUCCUUAGCAAACGAGACAAUAGCCGUCACACAAUGUCAAUAGCAAAACUACAAUAGCCCUAUACAUCUAACAAAUCUUGGCAAUGACCCUACAAAGUGCAAAAGUAGAGCAACAUUCGAACCGUCUCGUCGAGCAGAUGCGCCAAUCUCUCACGCACACAUCCAAACACUUGAUACAUACAUACGUGAAGAUGUACAUACAUUUAAAGUAAUCAGUAAUCAUUGGUAUCGUAUAUAAGCCGUUCGGAAUCAAUACGGACAUCAUUCGGGCAACAUCGGCCGUCUUCGUUCGGUGUUCCAGAUUCGGAUUUUUUAAAAAAUAUAACCGUUGAGUGAAGUGUUUUGGAAGGUAAAAGUUUUCGGUUAAGAAACAAAUACAAAUACAACCUCAACCAUGAAGAUCCUCAUUCUAUGUGCGCUGGCCGUGGUGUGCCUGGCCGAGCCUCCGGUGGACAACCGAUACUUGCCUCCCUCAGCUGGCUCCCCCUCGGCGGUGUACGGAACCCCAGGGGCACCUGGACUGAGGCAGACUGAUGCUGUGUUCAGAAGCCGCCAACCCUCCCGCGCUGGAUCCCGUCGCCCUUCCUCCCAAUACGGCGCUCCCCAACCCUCAAACAGAUACGGGCCCCCUCAAUCCAACUUCGGUCAAUAUAACGCUCCUUCGUCCACUUACGGUGCCCCCGGUCAGAGCCAAGCUCCCUCCUCGCAGUACGGUGCGCCCUCAACACAGUACGGCGCGCCCUCCUCGCAGUACGGCGCGCCCUCUCAGUUCGGGGGCUCCCCUCAGUUCGGGGCCCCGUCUUCUCAGUACGGAGCACCAGCAGCUAACGCUCCCUCUCAACAGUACGGAGCUCCUUCUCAGCAAUAUGGCGCUCCUGGAUUCGGUGGUGGCGCUGGAGGUUACUCGCAGGGCGGUCAGCAGAGCCGGCAGUACCUGCCCCCCGGCGGCCGCGGAGGGUACGGCAGUGAUGACGGUAGCAACGGCGAACCAGCCAACUACAAUUUCGAGUACAUGGUGAAGGACGACCAGUCUGGCAACGACUUCGGUCACCGCGAGUCGAGGCAGGGCGACAGGGCUGAGGGCCAGUACUACGUAUUGUUACCUGACGGCAGGAAACAGACUGUUCAGUACGAAGCUGACCAAGACGGCUACAAACCCAAGAUCUCCUACGAAGACACCGGCCUCGGCCAGGGAGGCUAUGACAGAAAUAGCCAGGACGGCUACAACGGCAACGGCUAUCAGGGACAGGGGCCAUACUAAAUUAAACUUUAUACCAGCGAAGUAAGAUCUAGAAUUACGAAAUACUAAAAUUCAGGGCAUUUUACAACUAUUCAUUUAAAUCCAUUGAUCUCUAUCAAUUAGCUAGUUUCUUUAUUGAUAGAUUCAUUUUCAUGUUUGUCAUUAAUUUGAAUGAGGUUGCUUACAAUGAUUGAUAUUUUUUAUCUGUGGUUCAUUUAGGCGGGAUAAUACUUGGAGGUUAUGUGCAAAUACUCAAAAUACAAAUGUUUAAUUAUCGAGAAAAGCUGUUGGUAUUAAAGAAAAUGAGUGUAUUGUCCAAAACUGUGUGGAAAUAUUAUUAUUUUUAUGGAAAGGUUAAUAUGAUGUGUUCAUUAAUUUUAGAUUGUCGACGACUUACGCUGUUCAUAGGAUUUUGAGCCAUAUUUACGAGACUAAUGUACAAAACGCUUAUUUAGUUGUAGUUAUUAGAAAAACAAAAUGGCGGAAUAUUUUAUUUCAAUUAUUUCUUCACUUGCUCUUUCUUUUUGAUGAAAAAGACAUUUCGUCUUUGUUUUUCUGUUAUAUAUUCUAUAAAGCCCAAAAAAUAAUUAUUCAUUUCAUUUUACUAUUUCAAAUAAUUA